CCGAUUUGCUACUCGGCCAAGGUACGGGUGAACUCAAGAGCCCGAAGCACUUCACGAUUACAACGUCAAACGAACCGCGAUUCAACGAUCAGAUACUGCCCGACCCGCGCAAAGCCUCGACACAUACUCAAUUGGCUCAAGAUGGCGUCGGGAUACGGCAUGAACGGCGGCGUUGGCCGCUGCUUUCCCUUCUGGCAGGAGGUUAUGGGAUGCUAUGUGGUCAACACCACUGCCGCUGAUGACUCUGGCAAGAAGAAGUGCGGUCUGGUUCUCGAAGAUUACUACGAGUGCCUCCACCACAAGAAGGAGCAUGCUCGAGCUCUCGCUAUGCAAGCCGCCUACGCCCGAAGCGAGUCCGCUACAGCGCGCGAUGAUGCGCCCAGCGUUAAACAAAUAAGGAGUCUAGGACUCAUCGACAAGGAGGAAGACACGAAGAAGGUGCUAGGACAAAGCUAGACGACGGAUGGAUCUGGAAAUACUCACUGAAUUAUACUCGAAUGCUAUUUAUGUUAGCCCGAUUACCUGUAUCGCUCAGCUACACAUGAAGGAAUAAACCUUGGUUUCGCUCAAGCUGCCAAUCGUGACAAAGCCCAAACCAGCUGGGACUUUUGACAAGCUAUCAAUGGUAGGGUUGCCAAUUUCUUCGAUAUGAAACAGCUUAUUCAAUAAUCCAUUUUGGGCAAACUCGACAGCAAUACCACCAUGCAGGUUAGCAUUGUGCUCAGAAUCUUG
Messenger RNA from Fusarium odoratissimum NRRL 54006, 732 nucleotides. Its product is annotated as NADH dehydrogenase (ubiquinone) Fe-S protein 5. The transcript is spliced from 3 exons. Gene Ontology annotation, biological process: mitochondrial respiratory chain complex I assembly. The coding region runs from base 142 to 456 and encodes 104 amino acids. The record is from RefSeq and is a predicted model, not a curated record. NCBI's taxonomy places the organism in Eukaryota, Fungi, Ascomycota, Sordariomycetes, Hypocreales, Nectriaceae.